AUGUUAGAAUUGGGGUCCGUUUCGGUGGCGUUUGAACCUGAAACUCUACAAAACGAGCAGUCUGGAAACAUAACUCAAAACUUUUUCGACGAUGUCAAUCUUAAGAUAUGCACUGUAAGAAAUAACGGUUCUCUUGGGAUCACGGCCAAGUCACUCGCCGAAAACGACGUUAUUUCUGCGCGCACGAAAGAUCGUGGUCCUCCUGGUUUGAUGAAGUUAUCGCCCAAUGGCAAGUUCGCAAUCCUCCAACGUCAAAUUAACUCUGUGGACAUAAUACUCUUGGAAAAGAAUGACGGCACAACUGCGGUUGAGUUCAAUGUGCCUACAAAGUCCAAAGAUAUGAUUCUCAGUGUUGAUUGGAUUACUAAUAGUCAGCCACUUGGUCGCUCUUUUAUGUCUGCCAAUUCAAGCUUAAUAAUAUUGGCGACUGGCAUUAACUGUACGACACUUCAACCCUUUCUCAUACAGCAUGGUCAAUUUACGAGAUUGAAAAGUUUUGAUGUGGACUCCAGUACGCCUUUGAGCGAAAAUUUGCUGGAGAAAGAUGUGACGAUAACAUCCAUAUACGGUAAAGUAUGUGUGAUGGUAUUGCGAUAUAGCGCUGGUGGUUCCAAUGCUACCGAUCUCAUGAUAUACGAACUCACUUCCGAUAUACAAUGUGCUGCCAAAAUGAAAUAUUCGUUGGCCUUAGGAUGCUCGGGAGGAUUUGGCAUCCAUGUAAUCGAUAACCUUAUCAUAGUUCAUCAUCAGGUGACAGCGAAGUCUAUGAUAUUUGACGUUGCACUUUCGCCCAAUCGACCUACGCAUUCUCCGCUGAUUAUUACUUCUAUAAGACCAUCACCAAUCUGCCAGCCACCUCCCGCGUUGUACGUUCCUCUCUGGUCCAUGUUUCAGCCUGAUAUUGUUGUCGAUCCGGUUGCUGGAAUGAUGUAUCAGCUGACUGUGCGCUGUGAUCGGGCGCCUGAAGUAAUUGUGGAUAAGUGUACACUUGUCGAAUUUCUAAUUCAUCGUACUAAUCAAAAAUCUCUCGUUCUGAGUACACUUCUCGAUUGCUUGAAGCAUAAAAUGCUACGGCUACGGCAGGUUCGGAAGUUGUUUGACCUCAUUGUGGAAAAAUUCACUCUAUCUUUAGCAGCCGAGGCCAACCACACAGAAUCAACAAAGUCACAGCUGAUUCCUGUCGAUGUAGAACACAUGCGCAUCGAGCAAGCAGAAAUGCAAAGUAGUAUCUUCAUUCCGCUUAUGGAAAGCUCAAUGAAGGAUUCUAAAUAUGCUGCUGACAUUAUGCUGCAAUAUCUCCGAAGUCUUCAUCGUCACUUUGUCCCUAUAGAAGCAUAUUUUCUCGAAUUGGUAGUCGAAUCCCUAGCUUCUUCUGGAGAAAUGAGUAAACUUCAUCAGCUUGUAACAUAUAAGGUUAUUUUCGAUUCGAAACCGCUGGCAUUCCUUUUAUUAUCUUAUGAGGCCAGAUGUCCAUCGCUUUUCCAGUCUGGUAUAGACAUUCUGGCGCGGCAGAAGGCUUGUGAUGAAAUUGUGGAAGUACUUCUCGAAAGAGGACAUGUAGUAGACGCGAUGAGUUCGCUCUACACAAGUGAGGAAAUCAAAGAAGCAGUAGACGAAGUGUCGAAAGCUGCCUGA
Messenger RNA from Haemonchus placei, 1635 nucleotides. The record is from the annotation of a GenBank genome assembly. NCBI's taxonomy places the organism in Eukaryota, Metazoa, Nematoda, Chromadorea, Rhabditida, Trichostrongylidae.